Alternaria viburni is the source of this 1650-nucleotide messenger RNA. RefSeq lists its product as uncharacterized. The record is from RefSeq and is a predicted model, not a curated record. Gene Ontology annotation, molecular function: FAD binding; DNA binding. Gene Ontology annotation, biological process: entrainment of circadian clock by photoperiod; circadian regulation of gene expression. Gene Ontology annotation, cellular component: nucleus; cytoplasm. The coding region runs from base 1 to 1650 and encodes 549 amino acids. Lineage: Eukaryota; Fungi; Ascomycota; Dothideomycetes; Pleosporales; Pleosporaceae. The transcript is spliced from 2 exons.
AUGUCCAAAAGAACAUCAUACGAACGCUCCGAACUCGGGCAUACGACUCUCAAACGCGCGAAACGAGUAGAUGAUAAUCUUCCCUACGAUCAAGUUCAAGAAGCCCUCGGUGCACAAGAGGAAAUCAAGGUCGUGACAAAGGUAGCGCAUUGGUUUCGUCCAAAAGAUCUCCGCAUUCAAGAUAACACCGCGCUGUAUCAUGCUUCCGAGCUUGCCCAAAGUGCGAGCAAGCCUCUCGUAUGUUUUUACGUCAAUUGCGCUGCAGACGAGUCGUGGCAUGGGACUAGCCCCGCAAGGGUCGAUUUCAUGUGCGAGGGAUUGCGCAUCAUGCAGAAAGAGCUCAAGCAGUUGAACAUACCACUAGUCUUUCUAGAGUGCGAGGAUAGGAAGAAGAUUGUACAGACAGCAGUGGAUUGGAUGCAAAAGUGGGAGAUUUCACACGUGUUUGGCAACUUGGAGUACGAGAUUGAUGAGAUGCGGAGGGAUCUGAAACUCUGCCAAACAGCUGGAGAUGGUAUUCAAGUCUCAUUGUAUCAUGACCAGACCGUUGUCGAGCCUGGCACAAUGCUUACAGGUGCUGGGACACCCAUGAAAGUCUUUACACCCUUCUUCAAAGCGUGGCUCGAGAGGCUGAAAGACGAGCCGGAAUUGCUUGACACUAACCCUCCACCUACCGCGAAUCCCCCCUCUGCGAAGAAGGAGCUAAAAAGCCUCUUCGAUACAGUCGUACCCCAGCCUGCAAAAGACAAGCAAUUCGAGUCGGAAGAAGACAAAAAGAGGAUACGGAAGCUGUGGCCUGUCGGUCACGAUGCAGCAGCAAAACGAAUGGAUGCGUUCCUAAAGCAAAUUGACCACUACGCCGCUACACGCUCAAAUCCUGCCGCAAAUAGCACGUCACGCAUGUCUGCCUACUUUAGUGCGGGCAUGUUCUCCGUACGCGAAGCACUGCAGAAAGUUGUAGAUUACAAUCGCGGCAGUACCGAUUUUACCGAAGCCAAGGCAUCCAAUGGCGUCUACGGCUGGGUCCGCGAGGUUGUUUUCAGAGAACUCUACAUACAGACAACCAUGACUACGCCACACACCUCCAUGAACCUCCCACAGAAUCUCAAAUUCGACGCAGUAGAGUGGGAAGACGACCAAGCAGGCUGGGAGAAAUGGUAUGAAGGCAAAACAGGCGAACCUUUUGUAGAUGCGGGCAUGCUGUUGGUUAGGAUCCUAUCACGUGAUUCACUCACUAGCGUCGCCCUAGUACUUAUUGCUGAGGCAUACAUGCACAAUCGCUUACGUAUGAACGUGUCUUCCUAUCUCUACUGCAACCUCCUGCUCGACUACCGCCGCGGCGAACGCUACUUUGCCGAAACUCUGAUUGACUGGGACCUUUCCAACAAUACCCAAGGCUGGGAGCCUUCUUACACCGUCUUCAACCCCGUCUCUCAGGCUGAGAAGAACGAUCCUGAUGGUGAUUAUAUCCGUAAAUGGGUCCCAGAGCUCAAAGAUGUCAAGGGAAAGGCGGUAUUUGCUCCUUACGCGAGGUUGUCGAAGAGCGAGUUCGACAAGCUGGGUUAUCCAAAACCGCAUGUGGACUGGAAAGAGACGAAAGCUAGGGCGUUGGAUAGGUUCAAACGAGGGCUGAGGAACGCGGAUAUCUAG